This is a messenger RNA of Cavia porcellus (domestic guinea pig), 1990 nucleotides long. RefSeq names its product fasciculation and elongation protein zeta 1 (gene Fez1). Bases 133 to 1656 code for a protein of 507 amino acids. Gene Ontology annotation, cellular component: axon; cytoplasm. The record is from RefSeq and is a predicted model, not a curated record. NCBI's taxonomy places the organism in Eukaryota, Metazoa, Chordata, Mammalia, Rodentia, Caviidae. The transcript is spliced from 11 exons.
CCCCGGGCCGGGCGCGCGGAGGGCGGUGGAGGCGCGGAGCGGGCGCCGCCGGAGCUGCGGGGAGCGCGCUCGCAGGCUGGCUGGCUCUGCUCGCCGCUGCCGCCGCGCUGCGCUCCGGCCGCUGGGCUGUGGAUGGGGGUUGUCCGGCUGAGCCCCGGGAUCCGCCUCCUUCUGCCAGGACCCACACAGGUGCCGUCGAGGGGACCGACCUUAGCCUGGACCGGACACGCGAACCGAGGCGGGAACGUGGGGGUAGGGAAGGAGGCCCCGGACUCGGGACUCUCGACGGGACGAGCUGGGGGCGCCGGGAUUGGCGAGGGAAAACCCGGAGGCCGUCGCCUUCCUGUCCAGCAGUUUUGGGAGCGCAGCUGGGGCCGGGAGAGGGAAACGGAUUCUGGAAGUUUCCGUUGUGCUGCAAGGAUGGAGGCCCCCCUGGUGAGUCUGGACGAAGAGUUUGAGGACCUUCGGCCCUGCUGCUCCGAGGACCCGGAGGAGAAGCCCCGCUGUCUCUAUGGCUCAUCGCCCCACCAUCUGGAGGACCCCUCCCUCUCUGAGCUGGAGAAUUUCUCUUCUGAAAUUAUCAGCUUCAAGUCCAUGGAGGACCUCGUGAACGAAUUUGAUGAGAAGCUCAAUGUCUGCUUUCGGAAUUACAAUGCCAAGACAGAGAACCUGGCUCCCGUGAAGAACCAGUUACAGAUCCAGGAGGAGGAGGAGACCCUGCAGGAUGAGGAGGUUUGGGACGCGCUGACGGACAAUUACAUCCCUUCACUCUCUGAAGACUGGAGGGACCCAAACAUCGAGGCUCUGAACGGCAACAGUUCUGACACCGAGAUCCAUGAGAAAGAAGAGGAAGAGUUCAACGAGAAGAGCGAGAAUGAUUCCGGGAUCAACGAGGAGCCUCUCCUCACCGCAGACCAGGUAGCUUCGUUUCCCGGCCAGGUGAAUUCUGCAGAAAUGGCUGCUCUGCUCCCCACUGUAAUCGAGGAGAUUGAGGAGAUGAUGCAGAACUCCCCAGAUCCUGAGGAUGAAGAGGAGGCUCUGGAGGAAGAGGAUGGAGGAGAAACCUCAUCCCAGGCAGACUCGGUCCUGCUGCAGGAGAUGCAAGCCUUGACGCAGACUUUCAACAACAACUGGUCCUACGAAGGGCUGCGGCACAUGUCAGGGUCUGAACUGACCGAGCUCCUGGACCAGGUGGAAGGUGCCAUCCGGGACUUCUCGGAGGAGCUGGUGCACCAGCUGGCCCGUCGGGAUGAGCUAGAGUUUGAGAAGGAAGUGAAGAACUCCUUCAUCACGGUGCUUAUUGAGGUUCAGAACAAGCAGAAGGAGCAGCGGGAGCUGAUGAAGAAGAGGCGGAGAGAGAAAGGGCUGAGCCUGCAGAGUAACCGGAUAGAGAAGGGAAACCAGAUGCCUCUCAAGCGUUUCAGCAUGGAAGGCAUCUCCAACAUCCUGCAGAGUGGCAUCCGCCAGACCUUUGGCUCCUCAGGAACCGACAAGCAGUACCUGAACACAGUCAUCCCUUACGAGAAGAAAUCCUCUCCUCCCUCUGUGGAAGACCUGCAGAUGCUGACGAACAUUCUCUUCGCCAUGAAGGAGGAUAAUGAGAAGGUGCCUACUUUGCUAACGGACUACAUUUUAAAAGUGCUCUGUCCCACCUAAACUUGCCUUUGGAGCAGCCUGGCUUCGGGAGGUCACUGAGCAGGAGUCACUCCACCACAGGGACUGCAUGACACCACGUAACCUCCGACGUGUAUUUAAACGUGUAUAGCCUAACCGGGAUUAAACAUGAGCAAUCGCGCGGGAUCCUCUGCUGUUGGCUUCUAGUGCUAGUAAUCAUUGGGUGCAUGAUGGGGGCGCAGGGUGGGCGACAGCCUCCUCUCCACCUGUGUCAGGGAAGGCGCUGUUCUCACCUCUCAUUAUGUAGUCUGGCUCCAGCCCUCAAAAGCUUAUACUCUUCUGACUAAUUUUGAAAUAAACCUUCAUUUAAUUAAUA